CGUUGCAUAGUCAUGUCGAAAAUCUUAUUUGGCAUUCCGCUGUAUGCAAAUUGUAAAAACGAAACAAAUUAAAUAAUAAUAAUUUGCUUCUUGGAUUAAAUGCUCCAGUAUCCGACUUCACUUUGGCCUUUUGAGGUUGUUACAUUAUACGAUUAAGGCUAUGUUAGGCUACUAUGGAAUCCGGAAAUAUAUUUCGCCAUAUGUGAGCCUCCUCCUUGGCACCAUGCCAGCGAACGGGAACUCGAGACAAAAUAUUUGUUUCUAAUUCUUGCUGAUAAUCUGGUCAAAAAGUGGAUAGUUCCAGAAUCUUCGGUGUCGAUGGUCAGCCGACUAUGUCCAACACCGACGUAACUCGGAAUAACUUAGUUUACUCGCCCGUCGCGAAUGCAGGUGAAGCUUUUUAUUCUAGCCAACCGAACUGUAGCAUUUCAGAACCGCCUUCCAGAAGGGAAAACAUCGAAUUGAGACUAAGGUGUUUCGGAAAUAUAAUGAAUGACGAGCCGGACUUUUUAUUUUGAAGUGUAUUAUUAACGCUGUGAAGACUUGGAAAUUCUUUUUUAAAAGACAUUUUUUCCUCCAUUUAUCAGUUGCCGGCUACUGGUAAAGACGUAGGCUACUCAAAGUUCAGGGAGCGUCUGCCUGACGGGCAUUGCUUUCCGCUGUCUUGAGCGCUUCGCUUUUGCUUUGCCAACAGAUGCCCGUAAAUUUCAUAUCUCCUCGUGUUGUCGAAUAAAGGAUUCACUCAAGUGAACCAGUUGUCCUUACAAGAUCAACAUGUGUAGGCUACUAUGAAAAAAAUGUAAAGUUUUCUCAAAAAUCGCUCCGUGUUAGGCAGUAGCGUGUUAGAACUCGCAUAGAACAUUGUAGCGUAUCAUCUAGGAACUUGCUUUGCUUGUUUUAAAUACAUAUUAAUUGAAAUGCAUUCAAUAAAGAAGGCGUGUACACUAACUUUUCAAUAACACUGUUGACGCGGCUAUUGCAUGGCACUUAUAUGGGAGAAAUUUUCUGAUUCUUGCUUCUUUACGCAAUUGGAGCUUGAAGUCUCUCUCCCCCCCCCCCCCUCUCUCUCUCUCUCUCUCUCUAAAAAUGUAAUCUAGUUACAACUGGACCAAACAGAUUAGACAAACUACCUGACCCGAGAAUAAUUGUGAUGCGGACGAGAUGACAAAGCGCAAGAUGCAGGGUAGCAUAAACACGCGCCUCCCCAGGCGUAAGGUGCUCGUACCGCAUAGCGAGUGAAGCACCGUUUUCAGGAGAGAGAACUCAAAUUUUCGUAGCCUACUGGCAAAAAAAUUAAGAAUAAGGAGGUGGGGAAAUAACUGACUGAAUCGCAAUGGAGGUCGCUCCUUGUCAGCCAGCAGCAGAGACCGGGGGUGACCACACCGCAAGCAUUUUAAUGACAGCCGGCGUGGAGAGAGCGGAGGUCGCCAGCCCCAGCCUGCUGUCCAAGCAGCGCUCCCUCCGGGCGGUUUACGUGCUUAAUGACGGAUUGAAGGCUGUGGCCGCUAACAGUCCAGAAUCCGGCGCCCUGCAGUGCCUUCAGCGAGCGUGCGACGCCGAGAGUGCAAUCCUGACUACCGUUACUUUCGGCCGACUGGACUUUGGGGAGACCACGGUAUUGGACACGUUCUAUGAUGCAGACAUCGCUGUGGUGGACAUGAGCGAUGUGUUCAGGCAGCCCUCCCUCUUCUACCACCUGGGUGUGCGGGAGAGCUUCGACAUGGCCAACAAUGUCAUCCUGUACCAUGACACUGACCCUGAUACCGCCCAGUCCCUCAAGGACAUGGUGGCACAGAAAAACACAGCUGCAAGGCAGAGUACUGUAGGCUUCCCGUGGGUGCAGUUGCCUCCAGAAUACUGUGGUUCUGGCCUAAGGAACAAAGCAUCCAGUGGAAACUACUACUUCAUUCCCUAUGUGAUGACUCCCAACCAUGAGUACAUGUGCUGUGAGAAUGACGCCCAACGCCGAGCCUCUGAAUACAUGCAGCCCAGCUGGGACAACCUGUUGGGCCCUCUGUGCGUCCCCUUGGUGGACCGCUUCACCAACUUGCUCAAGGACAUCCAUGUCACCUCUUGCGCCUCCUUCAAAGACACACUCCUAAAUGACAUCCGAAAAGCACGUGAUAAGUACCAGGGUGAGGAGCUAGCCAAAGAGUUGUCCCGCAUCAAACUCCGCAUUGACAACACAGAAGUACUGACCCAGGAUAUUGUCAUGAACCUGCUCUUCUCCUACAGAGACAUACAGGACUAUGAUGCCAUGGUGAAGCUGGUUCAGACACUGGAAAUGCUGCCCACCUGCGAUCUGGCUAACCAGCCAAUGAUCCAAUUCCACUACGCCUUUGCCCUCAACAGGCGGAAUAGUCCAGGGGACAGGGAACAGGCACUGCGGGUGAUGCUCCAGGUGCUGCAGUCAUGUGACCACCCUGCUCCGGACAUGUUCUGUCUGUGUGGGAGGAUCUAUAAGGACAUCUUUCUGGACUCUGACUGUAAGGACACCAAGAACAGAGACAACGCAAUCCAGUGGUACCGUAAGGGUUUUGAGUUGCAGCCAACGCUGUAUUCUGGGAUAAAUCUGGCUGUCCUGCUUAUUGUCGCCGGGCAGCAGUUUGAGAGCUCUAUCGAGCUACGAAAAAUUGGGGUACGUUUGAACAGCCUUUUGGGGCGGAAGGGGAGCUUAGAGAAGAUGAAUAACUAUUGGGAUAUGGGUCAGUUCUUCACGGUCAGCAUGUUGGCCAAUGAUAUCCCUAAAGCUGUACAGGCUGCUGAGAAGCUCUUCAAACUCAAGCCCCCAAUCUGGUACUUACGCUCAGUGGUUCAGAACCUCCAGCUUAUCCAGCGAUUUAAAAAGCAGAACCUGGAACAUUCACCUCAGAGGGAGAGGCUCAACUUCUGGAUGGACAUCAUUGUAGAGGCAACCCGCGGGACCACCAACGGACUCAGAUUCCCGGUGCUGAUCCUGGAGCCAACUAAGAUCUACCAGCCAUCCUACGUAUCAAUUAACAGUGAAGCUGAGGAGAAGAAUGUGUCCAUAUGGCACGUGUCCCCAGCAGAAACAAAAGGAAUCCAUGAGUGGAACUUCACAGCCACAUCGAUCAAAGGAAUAAGCAUUUCCAAAUUUGAUGAGCGUUGCUGCUUCCUGUAUGUGCACGACAACUCAGACGACUUCCAGAUCUACUUCUCCACCGAGGACCAGUGCGGAAGGUUCUGCUCCAUGGUGAAGGAAGUUAUUUCAGAUGGGUCUGGGAAUGCUGUUGAGUUGGAGGGGGAAGGGGAUGGAGACACGCUGGAGUACGAAUAUGACUACAAUGAGAACGGGGACAGGGUGGUGUUGGGGCGGGGCACAUAUGGAGUGGUGUACGCAGGGAGGGACCUGAGCAACCAGGUGCGCAUCGCCAUCAAAGAGAUUCCAGAGAGGGACAGCAGGUACUCUCAGCCCCUCCACGAGGAGAUUGCGCUGCACAAGUACCUGAAACACAGGAACAUUGUACAGUACCUGGGCUCUGUGUCUGAGGAUGGUUACAUCAAGAUAUUCAUGGAGCAGGUCCCUGGAGGAAGCCUAUCUGCCUUGCUGCGAUCCAAGUGGGGUCCACUGAAGGAGGCCACCAUCAUCUUCUACACACGGCAGAUCUUGGAAGGGCUGCGCUACCUGCACGAGAACCAAAUCGUCCACCGAGACAUCAAGGGGGACAACGUUCUGGUGAACACCUACAGUGGGGUUCUCAAGAUCUCUGACUUCGGCACAUCCAAGAGGCUGGCUGGGGUCAACCCUUGCACUGAGACCUUCACGGGCACGUUGCAGUACAUGGCCCCUGAGAUCAUUGAUAAAGGGCCCCGUGGGUACGGAGCCCCUGCAGACAUCUGGUCCCUGGGCUGCACCAUCAUUGAAAUGGCUACAGGCAAACCUCCCUUCCAUGAGCUCGGAGAGCCCCAGGCCGCCAUGUUCAAGGUAGGAAUGUUCAAAAUCCACCCGGAGAUUCCAGAAUCUCUGUCAGCUGAGGCCAAGUCCUUUAUCCUGCGCUGCUUCGAACCUGACCCCAACAAGAGGGCUACGGCCGGUGACCUGCUGAAGGACAUGUUUGUGCGUCACAACAUGAAGGGCAAGAAGAACAAGAUCGCCUUCAAACCUUCUGUGUGGCAAGACUACAUCCGCAGCGUGUCGCUCCCGGUGCAGCUGCAGGUGGAGGCGGCGGGAAGCAGCAGCAGCGAGCACGGCUCCGUCUCGCCCGACUGCGAUGCCAAGCAUGACGUCUUCUUUGAGAAAAAAAAACGCUCAGGGUCUGAGAACCUCAUCAAGCCACCUAGCAGCAACUUCCUCAGUGUACCAGAUGAGGGCUCUGCUUCAGAGGACCGAAGUGCACCUCCCUCCCCAGAAGACCGGGACUCAGGCCUCUUCCUGCUGAAGAAAGACAGCGAGAGGCGGGCCAUCCUGUACAAAGUUUUAAAUGAGGAUCAGGACAAGGUCAUAUCCAACCUCAUGGAGAACCAUAUACAGGGUGGAGAGGAAUUAAAACUCUCAGUAGACCACAUCAAGCAGAUAAUCUGCAUCCUGCGUGACUUCAUCCGUUCCCCUGAAAGACGUGUCAUGGCAACCACCAUCUCAAAGUUGAAGCUGGACCUGGACUUUGACAGCACCUCCAUCAACCAGAUACAGCUGGUCCUGUUUGGAUUCCAAGAUUCGGUAAACAAGGUCCUGAGAAACCACCACAUCAAACCCCACUGGAUGUUCGCCAUGGACAACAUCAUCCGUCGGGCAGUACAGGCUGCUGUCACCAUCCUAAUCCCAGAGUUGCAGACUCAUUUUGGCCCAGCAUCGGAGAGUGAGGGAGCUGACAAGGAUGCAGACGAGGUGGACGAGGAGGAAGGGGCGGAGUUUGGGGCAGCAGAGCCUGCCGUGCCAGAGGACCCCGGGCUCACCUCAGGUGUCAGCACGCUGAGUUCCGUGUUGUCCCAAGAGUCUCAGCGUCAGCACCAUCCACUGGGGGCCCAGCUGGGGCGGCUCAAACAGGAGACCAGCCGGCUGUUGGAGGAGCUGGUGCAGAAGGAGAAGGAGUACCAGCAAGUGCUGAGGCAGACCCUCCAGCAGAGGGCGCACGAUCUGGAGCUUGUGAGAGUCAAGACCCGAUCGACUGAAAUGAUUCCGCCUUCCAUAUUUCACAUCCCAGCUGACGUGGAGCCAGAUAAGGAGCUCACUGAUUGGCUGAAGGAGCAGGGGGCAGACUCAGACACCAUGGAGAAGUUUGUCAUGGAGGGCUACACACUGAAUGAUGUCCUCAAUGAUGUCACCAAAGAGGACCUAAGAUACCUAAGACUACGGGGCGGGACCCUCUGUCGUAUUUGGAGGGCAAUUCAGAAACACAGAGCUCAGGAGCAGAGAAGACAGCAGAGGAGUGGAGAGAACAUGGAGGGCUGACAGAAUGUCCCGUGCGUGGCAAGAGACUCCCCCAGCAGAAUGGAGACGUGUGCACAUGCAUGCACAAGCUUAUAUUAUGAUGCUCUCAUUGACUAGAGUUCUCAUAUUGCAUGCUAUUUGAUGUGCUGUCUGUUUUCUCUCCCCCUGAUUGGUCAAUUAUUUUUUCUCUCCCUGUUAUUUGUUAACUGACCCUCUCUUCCCAAACAUUAAUGAAUAACUACACUUCCACUAAAAUGUCAAACUGCGUUUGACUUGGAAUGCUGAAACCUAUUCCUUAUAGUUAUCCUCCCACCCCCAACAAAAAAAACUUUUUUGAGGAACUGUGUAGAUUCCAGUGAGGCCCUUGCAUUUAGCAAUAGCCUGAAUUUACCAUUGACAACAAAAAAAAAUCUAUGCAGCCUGAGUGGGGUACAUUUUGUGGCAAUUGUCAAUAAUUCCAUUACCCUUUAUGGACAUUGAGGGAAGACUGAUAUAUCACAUCUUCCUGAACUGUCAAUUUACUCAAACCAUUUAAAACUAUUUUUACCGAAAUUUCUGUUUAUACAUUUUACUUAGAAUCUAGCUUGUAUGUCCCAUGUUCCCUCUGAAUGGUCAGUGUGGGUCUCUGCUGUGGUGAACACUACUAAAUGUCACUUGUUUAGAUUUCUUGUGCUGGUUGCAGUGUCAAAUUCACAAGCUGAUUAUACCUAUAAACACACACCAGCUCAAUCAGAAUCCGCAUCCAAACCUUCUGUUCAACCAUUCUAUAUUUCAUCUGACCAUUGUUCAACGCUAUUGCUCUGACUACCGCUCCACACUGCCACUCUGAAUACCACUCCACACUACUGCUCUGACUACCACUCCACACUACUGCUCUGACUACUACUCCACACUACUGCUCUGACUACCGCUCCACACUGCUACUCACACCACUGCUCCACACUGCCACUCUGACCACUACUCCACACUGCUGCUCUGACCACUGUUCCACGCUACUGCUCUGACCACCGCUUCACACUGCUGUUCUGACCACUGUUCGAUACUGUUGUUCUGACCACUGCUCCACGCUACUUGCUAAGGACAGAGCAGGCUGUGAACUAUGCCUGAAAAUGAUUAGUUAUCUGGCAUGGGGGCCAGUAACAGGCAAGACUGGGGCGAGGGCUAUCCAUGUAUUCUAACUUUACAAACUGUAACUUUGCCACUAUUUGAAUCAGCUAUCACUGUCCUAUGCUUGUCUGUCUGGUAUGUAAUUGGGUGUACCCUUCUCGUGUUUUUGUGUGUGGGGUCCGGGACUAUAUGCACUCCUCUCAUGUGUUUUGGGGGAUAUAUUCAGGACUAUGUACCCAAAGGAGCCUGAGGAAAUGCUCAAGCAGACUGAACUAGCAGGGAAGUACAAUGAUGGCGCAUCACAUACCAAGAAAGGAAAUUAUUACUUUAGUUUUUGUACUUUAUUCUCCUGCCUAGCAAGUCUAUUUCUAUUGUCAUAGCUAAAAAGCUAGGAACAUGCCUUAUGCAUAACAGUGUUGAAUACACUGGUACCAAAGUUUCACAAGUUUGCUAUGCUUGGGAGCUGUACAGGGGGGAGUGGGGUAGCCAGGUAAUGUUACUACAGUGACAGGUCUAACAAAGCUUAAUCUGAAUGUCUGCCCUUCUUAUAGGGUUUUUUUUAAGGCUAUAGGUACGGACAAUAUGCUGAUGCUGGCUGUCUAUCAGCAUUUUUAAAUCACAUGAUGGUUGGGACACACAUUCUGUUCUGCAUGUCAUAUUAUAGCCCUUCAUGCAUGUACAGUACCUGUUUCCAGGGUGUGUCUGCUGUGACACACUUGUCACUAGAGGAAGACAACACUGGAUGGGAUGAAGCUAGAAAUCACACUGGCCUUGCCGCUCUGUGUUCACUUCAUAUGUGUGUGCCUGUAUAUCCCUGCUCAUAUUUGUCAUACCAGUCACCUUGCUCGUGCAGUCAUCUCCAUGGAUUAAGAUCUCUUGUUGCAGUUCCUCACUGACCAAUAGACUCCAACUGGCAUCUGAAAGAAUACAGGACUAUUAGAAAACCAAUGUUUCUAGAACCCAUCUUUCUCUCUCCCUGUUGUGCUUGAAGUAUUGCACUUGUUAUUAGUUGUAGUAAUAAAAUGUGAGACACAUUAACCCCUUCGCGCAAGCCCCCUUGUGGCCAUGACACUGGCGUCCUGAGAUUGCAACUGAAAUUAUGAGUAGAAACAAUAAACUGUGUUCUAGUUUUAGAAGCAGAUGAUACAUGACAACUAUGCCGAAUACAAAGUUUCCAAGUGCCACCAUUGUUGCCUAGGUUGUCCACUUAACAAGCAUCCCCUCCCUGCAGUCUCAUCUGCAACAGUAUCCCCAAGCAUGAAACACUGGACAAUAGCGUCUAUCUGGGAGUUCAUGAAAAUAUUCAUUCACCCCAAAAAUUAGUUUUGUCAUAAAAAAUAAAGCCAACAAUACCCUGAAUUAUGGCAAUACAGCAGUGAAAAAUGCUGCUCAUUAUUGAAUAGCAAAAUAAACAAGAGGAUUUCUUGUAUAAUUAUACCAUGCCAUUAUACUACCGAUAUCUGACUAAAUAUGGAUUAAAUGUGCAAUCGUACGAUUGGUUUUACAUGUAGACAUAUCUCUUUCAAGAUUCAGUGGUCAUUUGUUGUCUUGAACAAUUUGUUUGAGAAAUAAUCAUGCAAAUACAAAGCAACACUUGUUGUUUAUGCCAUUGUAACUCUUCAGUUCAUUCUGGUUUGAUUGAAAAGUCUUUUAUCCAGUAGAGGAUAGUAUUUUCUUUCCAAUGGUGUAUGGCAUGUUUCAUUGGAAGUUUAUAACAAUGAUUAAGAGACCAGCGUAACAGCAUGAAUGGUUGCUUCAGCACAGCAUGCACAGUCAUCCAUAACCUUACGUGUUAAUUUACAAGCACUCGUUAUGGUGUAAUUACUGUUUUCCUUCAGUUUCUGGAAGAUUUGACUAAUUUUGCCAACUCAUCAGCAUGGCUAAAGCUAAUUCUUGUCAUGCUGACAUGGAUUUGAGGCAUGGGUCAGAAGAAGAGGAGGAAGCAUAAAGUCUCACGAGAAUACACAUGAACAUGGCAAAUAUGUAUUACUGCUUGUAACAUUUGAGGAAUUUAUGUUGUGUCAUAUUUUUGAUAUUGUUAUAUUUGCAUUGGUCAUAAUAGACAACUGUCAGCCUCUGCUAAUAAGAAUAUUUGAAUUGGGGCUAGCUAACGGUUGUUAGUAUAGGGGCAUUUGUUAGUGUAGUGGCUCAUAGAGGCCUGCUUUGUUAGAAUUCUUUUUACAAGAAAUUUGUGCUAUUCUCUAAUGCGAGCAUUUCACAUGCUGUAGUUUUAAGUGUUCAUAGGUGGCUCAAUUAUAUUUAUGCACUGAUUUACCAUAAAGCAAGGACAUCGGCAACAUUUUUCUAAUGGUGAAAUAUUAUUUUAUUGUAAUCUUACUGUACAUAAUGUGAGGCAUUAGUAUCUCCGUGGGCAGUACUUGUCACUUGGGGCAUGUAAAUACUCAGAUUUACUGUGUGCUGAUGUGUGGUAGAUGAAUGUAAAAUUUUCCUUGGAGUGAUCAUAAAUAGUAACAUUUGUAAAAUGUUGUCCUGUCCCCAUGCAACACAAAAUGAAAUACUGCAGAGUACAGAAAAACAUACAAGAGUGAGGAUUACAUAUUUAGGUAUGUGUACCGGUGUGUCACAAUGUUUUGCAUUAUCAAAUGCAUCAUUUGCAUUUUUCAGUGCGAUAUCAAUGGUUAAUAUUAACCAUCAUAAGGGACAACUUUAUAUGCUUUAUAAUGAACAAAAAGCAUAUUAUUCAACAUUUCAGGGAGGUUUUGGCUAGGUUUUUGGACCCCUAGAUAUCUUAGACCCUUAUACUACUGAAAAUAUAGUAAAUCCCACUUGAAAAUGAUGAUUUUCUUGAAUCCCAACAAUUGAUUUAUAAUGAAAUGUGAAUAUAUUAUGGUUUACAGCAAUGCACAAUUUAUCCUUUUUGGACAGACAUAUUUGGAGACACUAAGGGACACCAGGCUACACUGCUUACAAUUUGAUUCAUAUAUUUUUUAGUAGAUUUGCAUAUCACCCUCAGACUUUGCACAUUUAUGGUCAAGGAGCUUAUGAUCCAGGAAAUGUAUAGUUAUAUCUGUUUUACAUUAUGAGGCCCUCUGUAUUCAAUUUCAGAAUAAAGGAGAACAUUUUGCAUUUUU
Messenger RNA from Anguilla rostrata (American eel), 9588 nucleotides. It is a transcript of the gene map3k15, whose product is annotated as mitogen-activated protein kinase kinase kinase 15. Gene Ontology annotation, biological process: MAPK cascade; protein phosphorylation; cellular response to stress. Bases 1334 to 5410 code for a protein of 1358 amino acids. Gene Ontology annotation, molecular function: ATP binding; MAP kinase kinase kinase activity. Lineage: Eukaryota; Metazoa; Chordata; Actinopteri; Anguilliformes; Anguillidae. The record is from RefSeq and is a predicted model, not a curated record. The transcript is spliced from 31 exons.